Messenger RNA from Tetrahymena thermophila SB210, 522 nucleotides. Its product is annotated as transmembrane protein, putative. Lineage: Eukaryota; Ciliophora; Oligohymenophorea; Hymenostomatida; Tetrahymenidae. The record is from RefSeq and is a predicted model, not a curated record. The transcript has a single exon.
AUGAUUAUAAAACUAACAAAAUAAUAAUUAAUUAUUAAAAGUUUUUAAUUUAAUUUAUUAUAUUAUUCUUUCUUUAUUUUUUGGCCUUUCAUAUAUUUUAUAGUCUAUAAGUCUUUAAAAAAUUUAAUUAUUAGUAAGUAUUUUUUAUUAAUUUUAACAAAAUUCAAUACAAUUAAAUAUCCAGAAUUUAAUCUUCUAUUUGAUCAAGAUCAUCCAUUAUUUCAUAUAAAUCUUUUUUGUUAACUUUUUUGUAACCUCUACUAAGCGUAGAGUAUAUUAGCAGAGCCUUACUAAUGGCUUCUUCUGAUUUUUAAUAUUCUUUUAACAUUUAAUAGCUCUUACUAACUUUUAUAAAAGAAUUAACUAAAAUAUAAUGAUUAUCUUUGUAUCUUUCUGUAGAAAGGUUCAAUGCUUCCAAGGAAUAUUGCAAUGCUUUUUAAAAUUGGCCUGUUUCAUCAUAUAUUUUACUUAUAUUUAUCAUCUAAUUUAUUAUUUUAGAGCUUUUAUAUGCUUUGUGUUUGA